Puccinia triticina is the source of this 339-nucleotide messenger RNA. RefSeq lists its product as uncharacterized. The transcript has 6 exons. Gene Ontology annotation, biological process: ubiquitin-dependent protein catabolic process. Bases 1 to 339 code for a protein of 112 amino acids. The record is from RefSeq and is a predicted model, not a curated record. Gene Ontology annotation, molecular function: protein-macromolecule adaptor activity. Gene Ontology annotation, cellular component: elongin complex. Lineage: Eukaryota; Fungi; Basidiomycota; Pucciniomycetes; Pucciniales; Pucciniaceae.
AUGGCCCAAGACGCGACUGGCUCCAAGUACGUGACGAUUGUCUCUGAAGAAGGUUUCCGGUUUAUCAUUCCGAAGCAAGCGGCAGUCCUGUCGAAUACACUCAAAGACAUGCUUUCAGAUGACAUUGGUAUGCUGGAGGCUGAAUCUGGGGUGGUCAACCUGAUGCAUUCGGCUCCGGUAGUCGAAAAACUGUGCCAUUACCUGCUUUUCAGACAUCAUCACAUUACGACACCAGAUGCCCAAUCUGCCGUCAAAGGAUCCGCUCAUAACUUCGACGACCAGAUCCCCAUAGAGCUAGCACUCCAACUACUGGAAUGCGCUGAUUUCUUAGACAUAUAA